Messenger RNA from Aspergillus niger, 1578 nucleotides. RefSeq lists its product as uncharacterized. The coding region runs from base 1 to 1578 and encodes 525 amino acids. The record is from RefSeq and is a predicted model, not a curated record. Gene Ontology annotation, cellular component: membrane. Gene Ontology annotation, molecular function: carbohydrate:proton symporter activity. Gene Ontology annotation, biological process: carbohydrate transport; transmembrane transport. Lineage: Eukaryota; Fungi; Ascomycota; Eurotiomycetes; Eurotiales; Aspergillaceae. The transcript has 2 exons.
AUGGCAGGCCUUACUCUCCCUGUUGUCGGUACCCGGCUCCAGAUCGCUCUGGUACUUCUUAUCGUUGCCCCUUCGUUCAUUCUCUUCGGAUACAAUCAAGCGGUCCUGGGCAGUUUACUCAGCCUCCAAAGUUGGGUCUCUGUAUUUCCAGCCAUCGACACCAUAAACACCUCGGGGGCACAGAAGUCCCAUAACUCAACAUCCCAAGGCGCCUGCAAUGCCUCGUUUCAGAUGGGAUGUCUGAUAGGUGCCCUGUCCCUCUCUCUUUAUAGCGACAAACUCGGACGCCGUAAGACAGUCUUUAUCGGAGCUGCCAUCACCGUCCUCGGUCAGGCUCUACAGGUCUCUGCAACCACAUUGGUUCAGUUGGUCGUUGGCCGAGUUAUCCUAGGGUUCGCUAUCGGCCAAAUCAGCGGCACCGUGCCUGUCUGGCUCUCGGAGUGUGCCUCUCCCAAGUACCGCGGACAGCUCGGUAUCUGUACGGGUAUUUUCAUCAGCACGGGCUACACAUUGUGCAACUGGAUUGAUUUGGGAUUCAGCUAUCUACCCUCUUCUACUGGACAAUGGAGAGCUCCGCUCUCUAUACCCUUUCUCUUCUCAGCAAUGUUACUGGUUUCUGCUUUCACGUUUCCGGAGUCGCCUCGUUGGCUGAUCUCUAGAGGAAGGGUCGAAGAAGCUACUGCAAGUCUCUGUCGGUAUCGAGGAAAGGAUGCGCAUGAUGAGAUGAUUAUGGGCGAGAUAGCCCAUAUUCAGCUUGCUCUAGAGGGCAGUGGGACCAUGUCCGUCCUGGAUAUUUUCGAUCGCAAGGACAAGACGCGUCUGUUGUUGCGAUUUUGGCUCUGCAUGGGGUUAAACUUUUUCCAACAGGCCUGCGGAGGCAACCUCAUAUCCGUCUAUAGUUCCACCAUUUUCCAAAAUUACCUACACAUGACACCCACCAUGUCUAAAGUCCUGGCGUCCUGUGUACUAUCAUGGAAAACGCUCUGCUGUCUAUUAACGUUUUGGACUAUCGACAACUGGGGCCGCCGUCUAUCCUUCAUGGUAAGCGGAGCAGGGAUGUCCAUCUGCAUGGCCGUGCUAGCGGUCACCACCGGCUUGGGCAAAAUCACGCAUGCGAUGGCAAUAGCAUACGUUGCCUUCAUGUUCGUCUUCAACUUCUUCUACCCAAUCGGCUUCAUGGGUGGCAACUUCCUGUACACGGCUGAGAUUGCGCCUGUGCGUCUGCGAGCGGCCAUGUCCUCCCUCGCGACUGCUAAUCACUGGCUAUGGAAUUUGGUGGUUGUUCUGGUUACGCCAGUUGCUAUAGAUACGAUUGGAUGCUGGUACUAUGUGAUCUAUGCGCUUAUAUCUGCGACUAUCCCGGUCUGCGUGUACUUCUUCUAUCCGGAGACGAGGCACCGUAGUUUGGAGAUGCUUGAUCGGGUGUUUGUGGAUGCCCCUUCUAUCUGGCGGAUUGUGCCGAUGGCCAGGGGGUUGCCGCUCGGAGAAGUCGGCACAGCAGAGAGUGGAGAUACACUGCGCGAGGAAAAGAAGGCAGAGGAUAUAGAUGGUAAUGUUGAGAUGCGGGAGUAUGUCUAG